AUGGGCAUCACGGCGGUCCGUACCAACAACACUCGAGAGGCGGUGGUGCUCCUACCGGCCGCGGCGGCCGUGCUGGGUAUCCAUCGGGUGGUCGUCCUGAAUACCCGCCCGCGCCUCAACCACAGUACGAGUACGGACGACAGCAACCCUAUCCUCAACAUAGCCCUGCCUACCCGGCUCAGCCCGCUGGGGGUAGCUACCCUCCUCAACAACAUCCCCAACAGCAGUGGCACCAAGACCAUGCUCAUCCCACGCCACAGCAUGGAGCUCAUGCUCCGACCCCAUUGUCAAGCUCCAACUACCACCCGAAUUACGCUCCUCAGGUCUACUCCCACCCCCAACAUGGCCAGCCGCCGCCGCCUCAUCAACCCGGAUACGGCCCUCCGCAGCAACAGCAAUACGGACAGCCCUACCACCCUCCCGCCCAUUACAAUGCUCCUCAGCAGUGGCCGGGCCAUGACCAACAUCCCCAGAAUCAUUACGGUGGUGGACGUGGACGUGGUGGUUACGGCAACGACCGAGGCGGUUCUCGAGUCCCUGUGGCUGCACCGGCUCCUGGACCAUACGAUCCUCGAGCUCAACAGGCGCCGUAUGGUCCUCCAGCCCAGUAUCCCUAUCAUGCCCCCCCUCCUGCACCUCGCGCUUCAGGCCCUCCACAGGAACCGCAUUACAAGCACGACGGACAAGGUGGAGGACGUGGUCGCGGCGGCUUCCGUGGCAACAACAUGCGAGGCCGUGGAUGGGGGUUUCCACAAGCAUGAUAAUGCCGCCUCGGGCAAGAAGAAGAAGCGCAAGACCAACACGCUUGGUCUUACCCCUGGCCAAGACUCGGAUUCGGAAGAUGACGAGAUGGAAGAGGAGACGCUUCGCAAGUUAAUUGGGGCAGAUGCUCUUCAAGUCACUGAUGUUGCUGCUUACAUCGCUGAGCGCAAGAAGCGCUUCCCGACCGCCGCCCGUGUCAAAGCAAAGAAGUCUGCCGAGGUGGCACACGGAGGCGGUGAUAAGUUUGCUGCUGCUCUGGAGAAGGAAGAAAACCUGGCCAGUAAGCUGAGAAAACAGUUGGAAAAGGUGGAGUCGUCUAUAAAACGCAAGCGUGAACAGCAAGACGAAGGCGACGAGAUGAGAGACAGCUCUCCUGUUGCACUCAAGUCUGACGACGACGAGCCUGAAGUUGUGUCGAGUCGCGCCCAACAAGCCCCCCCUCCGCCCCCGCCAGCUAGGAAGGCAGAUGUUACGAAACAUUGCAAGUACUACUCGACGGGAGGCACCUGUGGCAAGAAGGGCAAGUGCCGUUUUGUCCACGAUCCCGCUGUAAGAGAGGCGGCGAUGAAAGACCGGGAGGCAAACAAUGGCCAGCUUACAAUCCAGCAGCGCUUGGUUCUCAACGACAAGGAUCAGGAGGAUUUGACCGUCCUUCAAUCGAUCCAGUAUCUGCGCCAAAAGGGCUUGAUGAAGGAAGAGGAGAAUGAAGCCCACAAUGGCACAAACGGGCGUCCCGCUUCCAGCGGCCAAUCGCACCCUCGCCAGCAGAGCAGUUUGCCAGCCGCCCCCGCCUCCCUCCCUCCGCCACCCAUGAAGCAUCACAAUGGGCUUCCUCCGCACAACCCGCCUCCUUCUUCACUCUCCAUGAGCAACGGCGGAUCUACAGUACGAUACAAAGGCUGGAAUCUGAGUGGAUAUGGGAACUCAGGUCUCAAGUCGGAAGAUCUCCCCUAG
Messenger RNA from Colletotrichum karsti, 1716 nucleotides. RefSeq lists its product as uncharacterized. NCBI's taxonomy places the organism in Eukaryota, Fungi, Ascomycota, Sordariomycetes, Glomerellales, Glomerellaceae. The record is from RefSeq and is a predicted model, not a curated record. The transcript has 4 exons. Gene Ontology annotation, cellular component: nucleus. Gene Ontology annotation, biological process: box C/D snoRNP assembly. The coding region runs from base 1 to 1716 and encodes 571 amino acids. Gene Ontology annotation, molecular function: RNA binding; metal ion binding.